Molecule: messenger RNA, 975 nt
Organism: Rosa chinensis
Lineage: Eukaryota; Viridiplantae; Streptophyta; Magnoliopsida; Rosales; Rosaceae
Product: protein FAR-RED IMPAIRED RESPONSE 1-like
Exons: 4
Coding region: 1-975 (324 amino acids)
Source: RefSeq, a predicted model, not a curated record
AUGGAAUUUAAUUCUGAUGGCAUUGCGCAGUCAUUUUAUUUAGAGUAUGCCAAGAUGACAGGGUUUGCUGCUUCAAAAAUAGCUUGUCGUCGAUCAAAGGUAACUAAAGAAUGGGUCGAGGCAAAGUAUGCUUGUACAAGAUUUGGGUCAAAGCGAAAAACUGACGCUCGUAACCCCCGUCCCUGCAUGAAAAUAGACUGCAAGGCAAUGUUGCAUGUCAAAAGAAGGCAAGAUGGGAAAUGGGUUGUUCAAAAUUUUGUGAAAGAGCAUAAUCAUGAACUUUCUCCGGAGGAUGUCCACUACUUUCCAUGUUAUAGAAACAUUGCUUCUGGUGACUUGAACAAUAUUAGUACUUUGCAUUCAGUUGGAGCGAAACCAAGUAAGAUUUUUGUUGCUUUAGCCAAACAGUGUGGAGGAUAUCAGAACAUUGGUUUUUUACAAAAAGACAUGAGAAAUUUUUUGGAUAAGAAACGUCGGUUAGAAUUAGAAUCUGGCGAUGCUAAGGCAAUGUUGGAGCAUUUUACUAGUAUGCAAGAAGAGAAUCCUAAUUUCUUCUACGCAAUGGAUCUAGAUGAAGACCAACGCUUGAGAAAUGUGUUUUGGGUUGAUGCAAAAGGCCGGGAGGACUACAAGAUUUUUGGAGAUGUGGUUUCUUUUGAUACGACAUAUAUCACAAACAAAUAUAAGAUGCCUUUUGCUCCUUUUAUUGGAGUGAAUAAUCAUUUCCAGUCUACAUUACUUGGUUGUGCACUCCUUGCAGAUGAAACCACAUCGACGUUCGUUUGGUUAAUGGAGACCUGGGUUAGAGCAAUGGGUGGAAGAGCUCUUCUUGAUCCAAAAGUUUCAAGCACAAAAGGAGCACCUAAAAGAAUACGAUCUGGAGUUGAGAUCAGUUCAAGAAACGGAUAUUGGGAAUACGCUGGACUAAAUGCUCAAUUUGCACCACAAAAGAAGAAAGUUGGAUUUGCAGCAUAA